AAAACAAUUCCCCAAACCCUCGUCCGGCUUCUCCGGUGCAGAGGCCGCGGCGCACGAGCUUAGAAGAUGCCGAAGGUCGGCAGGCGGCGCACGGGGGAGAAUCCGGAGAAGGAGAGGGGAGCGGGAGGCGGUGGCGCACAAGGUGAGAAGAUGCCCAAGGCCGGCAGGCGGCGCACGAGGGGGAAUCCGGAUCUGGAGACGGAGAGGGAAGCCAAGAAGAGAAGCCUGGCAGAGGAGGCCUCUCCUUCAGCGAUGUUUGCGGCCUUUGAGCGUGGCGAUGCCCCUCAAUCCGAAGCAAAAUCAGAGCGUGUCUAUGAUGUGGUCGAGUCCGUGACGGAGGAAUCCUCCGGUUCCCCCAUUCCUCUGCUCCACGAACCCUACAUCCCUGACGAGCUAGCUUCCCAUCCGGGCAUACAUCACGCCUUUGAGCUUGCCGAAGCCAAAUACAACGCAGAAAAAGAUCAUCGGUAUGCUUUGUUCACCAUGGCUCGCGGCCCUCCGCACUCGUGUCUGUUUAAUGAGCGGAGGCUUCUUCCAAUCCGUGAAACCGCAAAAGACGCGGUGCUUCUUGCAUCCGGAUCCGUCGUUAGGCUCUCCUCCUCUCUCGGCCGCGUGCCACUGAAUAAGUGCUGUGGGUUGUGGUUCCAACAGGAUGAAGAGAAGAAAACCGCCAUUGUUUUGACAUCUGCGCACCUGGUUCGCAAACAGGAUCCCUCGGUGAUGAACCAGUGGACAGGAAAAUAUCACUGUGAUGCUCGGGUCAUUGUUCACUUGCUUGAUGGCACAACUGCAAGAGGCAGUCUCCUGUACCUCCAGGAGCAUUAUGAAAUUGCUCUUUAUGAGGUUACAAUGCACAAACCUGUUGAGUUGCCCACUUUUAAUGACACGGUGCAUUCGGGUCAAGAUGUUUUCAGACUUGGAAGAGAUGAUGAAAGUUUGGAUUUGAAGAUAACUCAUGGUAGGGUGGAAUACAAAAUUCCAGUCCGACAUGAGAGAUGUCACUACCUGUAUUUUUCCUCUGAUGAAUCUCGUCACCGUUUGUUGCAUGACGAUGGAGGGCCCAUCAUUAAUUUAGAAGGGAAGGUUGUGGGAUUGGUUAACAAUCAUAUAAAUGAGAGUUUUGUGCCUUCAUGCAUAUUACACAAGUGUUUAGAUUUCUGGAGGAGUUUCCAGUGCAUGCCACGGCUGCAUCUUGGAAUGACCUUUACUUCCAUCAAGCUUUUAGACCCUGUAUGUAUCGAGAGGAUGAAGCGUAAGCAUAACAUUGAGUCCGGUCUCAUUGUUCAACAGGUGUCAAAAGGAUCGUAUGCCGAGAAACUGGGAAUCCGCAAAGGUGACGUUAUUGAAGGUUUUAAUGGAAAAUAUGUUUCUACGACGGUUGAGUUGGAGAGCAUGUUGGUAGACAUCUGCUGGGAUCAUUUUGAUCAGAGAAAUAAAUUAUAUGCAGAAAAAGAUGUUUCAGUUCUUAUAUUUAAUGCUGCCAAACUUUGCCGAAGAACUAGAAAUUUGACUGUAGUUGUAUCAGAUUUUGGAGAGGAUAUUAUAGAAGGCACUUAUCCUGUCACGAUUGAAGAAUAAAGAGGUCAUGUGAGUCUUUUGUGUUUCUUGAGCUUCGAGAAAGACACUUGGCUGCUGCUGACCUUCAUGGAUGAGUUAAUGGAACUAACCCUUGCAUGCCAAUUACAGAUCAAGUUCGGCGUAAUCUUUUUUGCUGUCAGACAAGAACUUCAAAUUAUGGUGCCUUUGAACCGUAGAAGCAACUUAGCUUAGAGCAUAACCCGUACGUUAGUGUAGAACAUGUUAUUGGCUACCACUUAUGUUGAGUGGUGUGAAACUCGCAUCCUAUCUGUAUGCUAGACUGAAAUGUUUGGACCGUAGCAGCCACAUAGCUCGGGAUGAUGAAGUUUUCAAAAAGCCAAGCGCGAAGAACUGUAACUGAGUUUUCAGGUAGUCUCCUCUCUGGCUCCAGGCGUUUUAAGGAAUCAUACCAUACUGUUGGAAAGCCAUUGUGUGCUCAAACUCAAACUUUGCACCAUUGUGUGAAUUAUCAUGGAUGAGUUCAUCACCACCACUCUGCUCCGUCCAUCAUAUGUUGAACCAUUGUGGGAAGCAAGCAUGUUUGAUUCCCUUGCCCAUGAGUCCUGCGACAUUGCAGAAUGGUGGCCAUGGCCAGGCCCAGGCAUCUCUAUGCAAUUCUGCGGAGUCUACAUAAUGCUGCUGAACUGACGUGCGACUUUGCAGGCUAAAGGUACAUCAUGUGAUCCUUCAGACUUGCUGAUUGGAUCAAGAAAGUUUGUGGGAUGUGAGCUCCUCCUUCCUUAUCAAGAUGACAGGUCAGGCUGGGCAUUCGGUUAAACCGAACCGACCGGUUCGGUUCUUCGGGUUUUGAACAAAUAUGGUUUUCAAAAAAUGAUUACCGGUUGGUCAUUUGGAGAACUGCUAAGCGAGAAUUCGGUGAACCGAGAUUUUGGUUCAACCCUCGGUUUAAGACCAAACAUGAAUAUAUGCUUGUGGUUCCUACUCUUAUGCCAAGACAAGUAGCUGGAUAACACAAGUAAUUAUAAUCAAAUAACUGAAACAGUGUGCUAUUAUUAUUAUUGUUAUUUCCAUUCAA
Triticum aestivum (bread wheat) is the source of this 2614-nucleotide messenger RNA. RefSeq lists its product as uncharacterized. Gene Ontology annotation, molecular function: protein binding. NCBI's taxonomy places the organism in Eukaryota, Viridiplantae, Streptophyta, Magnoliopsida, Poales, Poaceae. The transcript has 12 exons. The coding region runs from base 67 to 1578 and encodes 503 amino acids. The record is from RefSeq and is a predicted model, not a curated record.